Molecule: messenger RNA, 4493 nt
Organism: Varanus komodoensis (Komodo dragon)
Lineage: Eukaryota; Metazoa; Chordata; Lepidosauria; Squamata; Varanidae
Gene: TONSL
Product: tonsoku like, DNA repair protein
Exons: 26
Coding region: 394-4143 (1249 amino acids)
Molecular function (GO): protein binding
Source: RefSeq, a predicted model, not a curated record
CCAGCAUUGCCCUGUUGCUCCUCUUCUUUCCGCCCUGCUCCAGAGCAGGCUCGAUCCCACGGACCGGAGCUUCAGAAGGGCAAGGAGAAAGCCCGACGGAAGGGCGACCUGAAGGAGGAAGCCGCCCUCUGUAAUCAGCUGGGGGGCCUCUUGGCUCGCCAUGGGCGGUUCCAGGAGGCUCUGCAGGAGCAUCGGCAGGAGCUGCAUCUCCUGGAAAGCGCUGACGAUGUCAUCGGCUGUGCCGUCGCGCACCGGAAAAUUGGGGAGUGUUUGGCUGAGCUGGAGAGCUAUGAAGCAGCACUGAAGCACCAGCGCCGUCACCUGGAACUGGCCUGCUCCCUCUCCAGCCAUGUUGAGCAGCAGCGAGCCUGGGCCACCAUCGGCCGUACCUACAUGUUCAUGGCUGAAAGCGAGCCCGCGAGCGAGGCCCUUCGGGAAGCGGAGAACGCCUUCAUGAGGAGCCUGGCUGUGUUGGAGGAGAAGCUGCAAGGGGAAGUCCCCCAGCGGGAGGUGAGUGAGAUGACGGCGCGACUCUACCUGAACCUUGGCUUGGUCUAUGACAGCCUGAAGAAUCCGGCCAAGUACACGUACUACAUCAAGAAGAGCAUUUACAUCUCCGAGCAGGCUCAGCUGCACGAGGACCUCUACCGCGCCUACUUCAACCUGGGCAACAUCCACCUCCGGGAGGGCGAGCAUUCCAAGGCCAUGCGCUGCCUGGAGCGGGCGCGCGAGUGCGCCUGCAAGAUGAGCGAGAAGUGCAUGGAGAGCGAGUGCUGCGCGGGCAUCGCCCAGGUGCUGCUGAGCCUGGGGGACUUUACGGCAGCCAAGCGGGCUCUGAAGAAGGCCUACCGGUUGGGCUCCCAGCAGCCGCAGCAGCGGGAAAGCAUCUGCCGCAGCCUGCGCUACGCCUCGAAGGUGAGCAGCCUGCAGCAGGCCCUGGAAGAGGCAGAAGCAUCCGGCCAACAGCGAGCCGCCCUGGGCCUCUGUGAGCAACUGGGGGACCUUUUCUCCAAGGCGGGGGACUAUCCACGGGCUGUGGAAGCCUACGAGAAGCAGCUGAGCCACGCCCAGGCUUUAAAGCGCCCGGAGCAGGAGCUGGCCGUCAUUCACGUUUCCUUGGCUGCCACAUUUGGGGACCUGAAGGACCACGCACGGGCCGUGGAGCACUACAGGGCAGAGUUGGCCCUGCGGCAGGGGAACCCUCUGGAGAGGGGGAAGACGUGGCUGAACAUCGCCCUGGCCAAGGAGGAGAGCAGAGAGAGCUACGAGGAGCUGAAGCCGUGCUUUGAAAGUGCUCUGCAGUGCGCAGAGCAGGCCAGUGACCCCAGGCUGCAGCGUCAGAUCCUGCAGCACCUCCACGCCUCUCAGCAGCGAUGCGAGUGCCCCGAGGCAGCCGACACGCUCGUCCGGCUGCAGGACCUCUGCCGCGCCCAGGGCUGGCGUUCGGAUGGGGAGGCCAGCGAGGACGAGGACUGGCAGGACAGCGAGCCCGUGGAGGCGAGUGAGCUGGAGCUCUCCAGCAGCGACGAAGAGGCUGACCUGGGGGGCCACCGCGCGACAGGCCCCGGCCAGCGCAAGAUCAACAAGUGGAACCAGCGCAAUGACAAAGGCGAGACCUUGCUGCAUCGGGCCUGCAUCGACGGCAACCUGCGCCAGGUGCGGUUCUUCGUGGAGAAGGGCCACCCGCUGAACCCCCGGGACUACUGCGGCUGGACCCCCCUGCACGAGGCCUGCAACCACGGGCACCUGGAAAUUGUGCGCUUCCUUUUGGACCACGGAGCCGCUGUGGAUGAUCCGGGGGGCCCUGGGUGCGAGGGCAUCACCCCCCUGCACGAUGCCCUCAACUGCGGCCACUUCGACGUGGCGGAGCUCCUGGUCGAGAGGGGGGCCUCCGUGCUGCUGUGCAACGCCAAGGGCCUGACCCCCCUGGGCACCCUCCAGGCCUGGGUGCAGCUGUUCGGCCGGGACCUGGACCGGGAAACGCGCCAGCGCUCCGAGGCCAUGGAGCAGCUGCUUCGGAAGGCCAUGGCGGGCCGAGGCUCCAGGGCUCCGCUGCAGCAGAGCCAGCCGGCCAGCCAGCUGUUCGACGCCGAGCUCCCGGAGUCCCCGACCUCCUGCCCUCCGGGCCCCGCUCUCGUGCCCCACAGCCCCAGGGGGAGCCCGCAGGAGCCCGAGGAGGGAUGCGUGAGCCCCCGGAAGCCCGUCAGGAGGCUGUGGCCGCUCGGCCGGAAGCCGGCGAGGGAGGAGGAAUCGCCGGUGGGGGCAGUGGGGGAGCAGGUGGGGCCGGGGCCGGCUGCCUCCGCCGAGUACCGGGCAGCCAUGCGGGGUGUGGGCAGCGCCCAUUCCCGCCACCCGCCCAGCCCAGGGGGCCCCACGCGCCCUCCCGGGCCAGCCCUGAUCCCGUCCGAGGAGUACGUGGGGGACGACUGGCUGGAGGACGACCUGGGCCCCCGACCCCACUCCCGCAAGAGAGGCCGCCAGAGCCCGGCUGGGGCAGCAGGGGCAGGAGCGGGCUCCGCAGAAAGCACGGCGUCCGAGAGCGACGAGGGGGCAUCCCGCCAGCCCCCGGAGCUGACGCGGAAGCGGAGGAGGCGAGUCCGGCAGAGCCGCCUCUCCCAGAUGGUGGCCAGGGCCCUGCCGGGCCGCGUCUGGGGGACUGGUGCAGAGGGGAGGCCCGAGGCCCCGGCCGAUGCUGGCCGCCUUCAGGGGGCCAGCGGUGGCAGCAGCAGGGUCAAUGGCGUGCCGGAGCACGAAGAAUGCCCCCCGCCGGGACCCACGCAGCUGCCGGCUCCCCCUCCGCCGGUUCGGGUGCGUGUUCGGGUGCGAGACAGCGUCUUCCUUAUCCCCGUGCCCCACAGCGAGAGCGAGGGCCGCCCCGUGUCGUGGCUGGCGGAGCAGGCCUCCCAGCGGUACUACCAGAGCUGCGGGCUGCUGCCACGCCUGACCCUGAAAAAAGAGGGGGCGCUCCUGGCUCCCCAGGACCGUGUCGUGGACGUCCUGCAGAGCAACGAAGAGGUGCUGGCCGAGGUGCAGUCGUGGGACCUGCCGCCCCUGGUGGAGCGAUACCGGAAGGCCUGCCGGAACCUGGCUGUGGGGGAGCACCGGCUGCUCCUGAAGGUGUUGGAGCGGCAGGAGGCGGGCCCGUCCUUCAGCGUCUCCGGUGUGACCCUGCGGCGCCUCCACCUGGCCCCGCUCUUCCGGGCACUCAAGCUGCAGGCCUCCAUCCGGCGCCUCUGCCUCUCGGGGACUGGCCUGGGGGACGACGCGGCCGAAGAGCUCCUGGCCAGCGUGGGCACCAUGCCCGGCCUGACCCAGCUCGACCUGUCGGCCAACCGGCUCGGCCCGGAGGGGCUGCACAAGCUGGCCAACGGGCUCUCCGCCUCCGCCCAGAGGCUGGACGAGCUGGACCUCAGCCUGAACCCGCUGGGCGACCGCAGUGCCCAGCCCCUGGCCGCCCUGCUGUGCGCCUGCCCCGUCCUGGCCGUGCUGCGGCUGCAGGGCUGCGGCUUCACCAGCGCCCUUCUGCAGCGCGGGCGCCCGCUGCUGGCCAGUGCCCUGGGAGGGGUGGUGCAGCUGCGGAGCCUCUCCAUGUCCCACAAUGUCCUGGGUGCCUCCGGCCUGGACCUGCUCCUGAAGAGCCUGCCCUGGGCCAGCGUCACCCACCUGGAGAUCGGCUCGGUGGGCGCCGGGCCGGAAGACCGGCAGCCCCUGCAGGAGGCACUGGGCGGGUACUUGGCACAGGAAGACUGUGCGCUCAGCCGGCUCACUUUCUCUGGGAACCACCUGGAUGAUGCCGCCGUCGCAGAGCUGGCCAGGUGCCUCCCGCGCUGCCCCGCUUUGGUCGCACUGGACUUGUCUGCAAACCGCGCAGUCGGCACAGCCGGCCUCCAGGCGCUGCUGCGGGCCCUGGACGAGAGGGGGCACGGCCUCCAGUUCCUCAGCCUGGCGGGCUGCUGUGUCACGGGGCCGCUGGAUGGUGCCACAUGGGCGAGGCUCUCCUCCCGCGUCCGUCAGCUGCAGCUCUGCAGCCGCAGCGUGAGCAGGGGCGACCAGCGGGCCGUCGCGGAGCUGUGGCAGGGCCCGGCGGGCACCACGCUCCACUCGGUCACCCGCCACCACAAGCUCUUCUGCCAGUGCCGGUAGCCGCGCCUGGCCGGCCACACCGCGCCACCCCCGAGACCUGCAACCCGCCCCCAGCCUGCGCUGAGACGGCGUCGCGUGUGCCGCGUGGGGCCCAGCACGCCUUUCCCAGAGACUGCCCCCUGCUGCCGUGGACCACCAAGCCCCAGCGCCCAGGACGGACGGGCCCGGCUGCCCGGGACGUGUGGGGGGCCGACUCGGGGGCCACGCGAAGGGAGAAGGGCUGCACCGGGGCCCCUGUGAGCAGCCGCUGCUGCUGCGCCCACGCCCAGCGCUGCGCUCUCCCGCUGUACCCCCCCCCCCGCUUUGGGUGUCAUCUCUCAGCACGGGCUGAAUGUAAAUACCUCUUCCUG